AUGGAUGUGGUAGGGAGCGAAUCGUCGGCUGCCACUGAAUCAGUUCUCCGACGAGUCGUCAACAGUAGCAAUGACGCUGACGAAGUACUGCGAAAAUUCAAAUGCCCGGAGUGCGGCAAAGCGUUCAAAUUCAAGCACCAUCUCAAAGAGCACAUCCGAAUUCACUCGGGAGAGAAACCGUUCGAGGUGAGCCACAGUCUUCUCUUACCUAAUCCAUCUCAUUUUCAUGGCACUUUCAUAUUGGGUGCACUUGGAGAAACCUCUGGUUUUUGGAAAGUUCAAGAGAAUCCUUUUUCAAUACGCGAAACGAUAGCCCUUCUUCCGCAUAAUGCUUGUUAUGACUAUCGAAUUGUGCCGAUGUCGUCUUCUUACCUAUAUGUAAUAUAA
Angiostrongylus costaricensis is the source of this 387-nucleotide messenger RNA. The record is from the annotation of a GenBank genome assembly. NCBI's taxonomy places the organism in Eukaryota, Metazoa, Nematoda, Chromadorea, Rhabditida, Metastrongylidae.